AUGAGUGGGCAGAGCCCGGAGUACGGCGCGUGCUCCAAGCCCAAUCCGAAAGAGAAGGAUGUGGCCCCUCCUGCUCAGGCCAAGCUGAUGGUCCAUGGGCCCAUCUUUGUGGAAAACCCAGACGGAUCCAUAACAGAGGCUGUGCCCUCUGAUGCGAAACAAGCCAGGCCAAAGACGGAUCGGGGGCGACGUGAUUCCAAUGCUGAUGGAGAUAGCGACAGCAGCGGAAGCGGUUCCAACGCCAAUGGGAUCAGCAUGACCCAGGAGGUUGAGUUCCUGUACUCGCGACAUGAGCGAGUCUUUAUGCUGCUCCUCUUCAUACAGUUCGUUUUAGAGUCUCUUUAUGCUGCCGUCUUCGUGGUGCGGAUGCGGCCGUCCAUGUUUGAGCUCGAAGCCAUGUACAACUGGGAGAUCUCUCCAAAAACAGCAGAGGCAAUCCUGUGGACGACCUUGGUAAUCCAGGUUUUGCGUUCCCCUGCAGGCUCAUCCCAGGUCGUUUUUGGUAUCGUCUACUAUGUGAUGGCAGCGCUAUCCAUUUGGACGAAGAGGCCAAAGCACUUCCAGAUGUUUGCCAAGACGUGUCUGUGUGGGGUGGUGGGCUUGGUUCUCCUCGCGUACGCGGACAAGUUCAACCUCCCAAUUUUCUUCUUACGGCUGCUUGCAUACAUCUACGCCAGGUUCCUGCAAGGUCUCACAGCCAGCAUCCUUUUACUGCCUCCGGCGAACAACGCCAACCGCAAUGGCUAA
Molecule: messenger RNA, 747 nt
Organism: Symbiodinium pilosum
Lineage: Eukaryota; Dinophyceae; Suessiales; Symbiodiniaceae
Source: the annotation of a GenBank genome assembly